Messenger RNA from Orbicella faveolata, 484 nucleotides. RefSeq names its product protein LSM12-like. Lineage: Eukaryota; Metazoa; Cnidaria; Anthozoa; Scleractinia; Merulinidae. The record is from RefSeq and is a predicted model, not a curated record.
UACGCAUGAGUGGAAAGUACCGGUGGAACAUGGCGACUGGCGAUGCAAAAGAAAAUAAGGACAUUCCACCGGGCACUAAAGUGCUUUGCACUACGUGCUUCGACGAGAAAAUUGAAGGAGAAGUUGUGGCUUUCGAUUACGAAACCAAACUGGUAGUAAUAAAAUCUUCAUCCUCCAAGAAUGCCAAGAAAAAUACCACAGAUAUAAAGAUGUUGAACAUGGCUCAAAUGAAAAAACUUGAGGUUGUGGAGGUCUCCACAAAACCUCCACCUUCUCUACCAGUCCUGGACCUUGACAAAAUUGACAAAAAGAUUACCUCUGCUCUUGAGCAGAAGCGACGAGCAGCGGAGAAAAUAGGCAUCAAUGUCACACCAGGAGCACAAAAACUAUUUGACACCAUCAACAAAACGUAUGUGUAUUGUAGUUAAUGAUAAAACCUUGAGCUUGAGGAUUUUACAUGGCAAUAGGCCCUUUGCAGCUGGGG